AUGCCAUCGUCAACGUCGACAACUCAUCAAUUUACACGUAAUGCAUCUUGCCCAUCUCAAGGUACUUUAUCGUCGAAGCUGACUAAUCGGAAAUAUAGUUCAUCGACGAAUACUUUGCACUAUUGCUCCGAUUCAAUCGUACCAACAGAAACGGGAGCAACAGCAGCGUCGAAAAAAGAGAAUAAUCGAAAUAUUCUGCAAAGAAUCAAAACUGGUGUGGUGAAUUUCUUCAAGCAAAUCUCAAACGACAAUGUUUUCAAACCGGUCGAGAUUCAACAAUCGACAUUUCUCUACGAUCCCGAACUCGAUCUUCGUGAAGAACACAUCUCACUCAUUUCCAAACGCUUGUUAACAGCACUACGAGAAAGCAAAAUUAAACAUUUAUCAUGUGAUAAUCUCUUUCUUCCAUGCAAUCAUCUACGAAACAUUGCCAAACAAUGUUUAAUUAUGGCUGCCGAAGAACCAUUUGGUAUUAUGGGUGCUCAGAUUCGCAUCAAACUCACGUCACUAUCAACGAAUCUGACAUCGACUACAACCAAAUAUCUUCCACUGAUUCGUAUCAAUCCGAAACAGAAGACGGUCUUCGAGAUCGAAAUCGAUUUGCACGAGGAUACGAAGGUGUUUACAUUAAGAAGACUGUUACCUGAAAUGAAAUUGUUCAGACAAUUGAAAGAGAAAAGUCCAUUGUAUGUAAGUCCCCGGUGUUUACUUGUGAAAAAUGUUUUUUACAAAACAGCUGAACCAAAACGCGCAAUUAUUGAUACAUAA
Messenger RNA from Adineta ricciae, 768 nucleotides. The record is from the annotation of a GenBank genome assembly. Lineage: Eukaryota; Metazoa; Rotifera; Eurotatoria; Adinetida; Adinetidae.